Carassius gibelio (silver crucian carp) is the source of this 3225-nucleotide messenger RNA. Its product is annotated as mimecan-like. Bases 1829 to 2674 code for a protein of 281 amino acids. The record is from RefSeq and is a predicted model, not a curated record. Lineage: Eukaryota; Metazoa; Chordata; Actinopteri; Cypriniformes; Cyprinidae. The transcript has 6 exons. Gene Ontology annotation, molecular function: protein binding.
UUGUUACAAACAAAGCCCAGUUUGACGACGGAUUUGCGUAUCGUUUAUUUCUUAAGGAUGAUGCAAUCCCAACGAAAAAGGGUCACGAUUGUGUGUUGGAACCACAGGCGGUGAGUAAAACUGCUUCAAAUAUCUCUGCCUCCUUGUUAGUGCGUCCGCCUCCCAUCGGAGACCCGGGUUCGAGCCCGGCUCGGAGCGAGUCGUUGCUGCUGCUGCUCUCGUUCAGUUUCAGCCUUCACAGCUGUCACAGCUUCCACAUGCUCUCAACGCAAAAGCUUACUGGCGCUCGUGAUUCUUUAGCUCCGCCCACACGUCACGCCUCCAGGCGCUCGUGUUUUUCCGGGAAAAAUCGGUACAGACUAUCUUUCUCUUAUGAAUAUAAUAAAACUAAAGACUUUUUGGAGUUAUGAAGGAUGCAGUACUACUCUAUAGGUACUCAAGAUUAACAGGAUAUUGAGUGAAAACGAGCAUUUCACCCCCCCUUUAAAUACAUAAUGUAAUAUGCCUAUAUUAUAACAAAUACCUGCAGAGGGCGCAAACGGCUUGGUGAUGUUUUAUGUGAUUAAACGACAUUUAAAUCAAUUUAAUUUUAAUAUCUGGCCACAUGCAAUUCCGAAACUUUUAUUUCGAAACCGUGAUGUACAAUAAAUCGCAUAUUUAGAAAUAUCUUGACGUAUUCUCCUGUGUUGGCAAAGGUUUAAAUAAUUUACGUUACAAAUCAAGUGAGUUUUCCCACAUGAACGUUAAGCAACCUGAACUCACCGCAUAUGCAGAGGAGUUUAGCCCCUUUCACAUAUACAGUAUUUACUGAUAAAUUACCAUUAAGAGAUCAUUGGUGAACAGGACCUUUUCAAAAAUCGUGGUAAAUUCAUUAUAACAAUCAUAUCGUUGGAAAUCUUUGACUAUUGCACCAAGCAGCUUUUUCAAUGUGUCGCGCUCGAGACCCAGAAUUCUUUUCCAAUUCAUCAGCUAAUGCUGGUCUUGUAUUCAUAAGAGCAAAAACUUCUGAUUGGCUAUUAAUGUUAGUGUAGUUGGGAGUGAAAGCUGUGUUCCUCACAUACAGUGGUAGGUGAACAUGAACUUGAAUGUGAUAUCAACAAGUGUUUUUAAAAUAGGAUUCAUUUUUUUUUUCCACAGCCAAACGCCGCAUGCUGUACAUCCGGCACUGUGCUGAAAAGCUUUAAGCCCUGCAAUUAACCAAUGUCUUUUUGCAGAUUCCUGCAAAUCUAACCAAGCUACUCUUUAUCUGUAGUGAAUUUACUGUUAAACCAAAAACUAAACAAUGAACAAUAUAACAAGGUUACUGAGAGAUGGACAACUGGACAACUCAAAGAAUCUGGACCUGGUCUAUCCUAAUACCCCGUCACAUUUCUGUGUUAACAUUGUCCUCCCAUUGUCUUGUUGCUUUUCUUGCUUCUCUGAGAAGCAAAAAAGAUUAAUUAGAAAAAUACAGAGCUUAGAAAAACCAAACACGUUCCAAGAGAUCAACAUACAUAAAAUUCUGAACUACAAAUCUCCAAAGCCUUAGUCCUUUUCGUUGCCUUCUGCUCUCUUUUACAAACUAUUUUUUUUCCAAUGGACCACAAACAUGGCCAAACCCUGCAGGCGACACAGUGGUCUGAUCAACUCAAAUGGGAAUGUGAAGGGUUAAGGUCUGUUCUAUAAACUCCCACUUAAGGAUCUCCUCUGGCAGCCUGUGGUGGGGCUUAAAAUCCUGAUUUGACAGAUCACAUUUUACUCACAGGCACCAAGAAAAUAGCCAACCACUGCCUGCACUGCGCUUCUGCUCUUUAACGUGGCAGAACACAUCCAAGAGUCUUGAGAUACAAUGGGAACGAGGUUGAGAAUGCUCAUAUCAGCAGUCAUAGUGGCAUCAUGUGUGCUCUCAGCAUCUGGUGCACACUAUCACACUCACAGGUAUCACAGACUGGAGGAUGUAGCACUUACUGAGGAAACCCAUGCAAGGGCACAGAGGAAUAAGAGGGCGACAGAUGACACCCCCGAUGACUCUACCCCAUUGGCUCCUGGAGGAGACCCUUUAGACCUUCCAACUUGUCUACUGUGUGUGUGUCUAACUGGAUCGGUCUACUGCGAGGAGGUCGACCCAGAGAUGACGGCAGUGCCAGCUCUGCCAAAGGAGACAAACUACCUCUACGCUCGGUACAACAAGAUAAAAAAGAUAUCAGCCAAAGAUUUCAAAGAUCUCGUUACUCUGAAGAGAAUCGACUUCACGGGAAAUAUCAUUUCUGAGAUUGAAGACGGUGCGUUUGCGAAGCUUACCAUGCUAGAGGAGCUCUCACUAGCCGAAAACCAGCUGGUGAAGCUACCAAUGCUACCGGCGAAAUUAGUCUCCUUCAACGCGAACCACAACAAACUGAGGACCAAAGGAAUCAAGUCAAAUGCUUUCAAGAAAUUAAGCAAGCUGACACAUCUGUAUCUUGCUCACAAUGAACUGGAGGCGGUUCCUCUCAUUCCAGAGACUGUCCGCACACUUCACCUACAGAACAAUAACAUUUCAAGCGUGACUGUGGACACCUUCUGCAAAAGUAACAACACCUACUACAUCCGCUCCAACAUGAACGAAAUCCGCAUGGAUGGAAAUCCAGUCAACCUCGGCCAGUACCCCAACAGUUUCACAUGCCUGCAUUCUCUGCCAAUUGGGCGAUACCAAUGAAAACAGAAUCAAAGGUACACUACAGUGAGAAGUCCUUGGAUAGCAAAUGAUGAUGACUAAAACCGAGAAGCAAAAGUCAUUCGGUCUCCUGGUGCUUGAGCAGAGACGACUGUAGAAGCUAAUAUCAUGAGAACCUGUAUUAUACAUCUAGUUAUGUAACAGCUGCCCAAACACUUAGAUUUCCUCUUGAUAUUGACGUUGUAGAUGAACCUGAACUGCAAGUCUUUGAAAGAAUAACUUCAUAUCCAUUGUAAAUAACCACUGGAGGCUACUGCUUUGAAAAAUGUGAGCUCAUGAAAAGCUGCAGUCAAGCUUUUAGUAUUCCUCAGAACUCUGUGAAUUUCUGACACCUCUAGUACUGUUAAAUGGUCUUUCUUUAGCUGAAAUUAAGAUGCCUGCUAAGUUAAUUAGAAGACGAGGAACUCUUGCCAAAUUCCAAGUCACUGAUCUUUCCCAGCUGGCUUUACUUUAAUAUUUUGAAUAUUAUUUAUAUGCUAAAUUUGUAAUUACUACCUAUAUGUGAAUUAAACAUGAAUAGAGUGUACAGUAAA